AUUAAAUUAUGUUAUGUAUGACAUGCGAAGUGAAUUGAAUAACUUUACAUAUUAUUGUUUAUAUGUGUGUAUAUAUUUUUGCCACCUGCUGAAUACAUGUUUAAGCCACAAGUGGAAUGUUGGGAAUGUUACACCACUUUUAAGUGAUUUCCAUUUCACUGUAUUGCAUACAACUUCAAGAUUUAUAUACUUUGUCAUUGUGUCUCGCCCCAGAGCUUGUGUCGCAUAGAAAAUUAGUUCUUCUUCCCUGCCGAGGGUUUUCACUAAUAUUGUUCAAUUAUAAACCAUCCAAAAGCUCAGGGAAACUGAAACGGAAUGAGUCGAACAUAAUACAACUUGAAAGUGAUCUAUUUGAAGUUCAUACAGCUGUCCUCACUACAGUCCCUUGUGUGAGAUGCUUUAUGAUGGCUGCAACUAUUACUGUCUUCCUUUUUUGUGUGUUUCUCCUGCAACAGAAUAGAGCAAACUCCAGCACUUGUGAGUCACAGUACUAUGAUGAAACCAAACAAGUAGCAGAAGAUCAUUUUGCAAAUAUCAGCUAUUCUCUGAAUAUUAUUGACGGUCCACAGUACUUACCCAAGCUGAAAGCAGCAUAUAAUGUGUGCCAAGGAGACAAAAUCUCACUUCAGUGCAUGUUUGUCUGGAAUAAAGAGUCCAGCAAAGUCACCGCAAUGCACUGGGUGUCGAAAAAUGAGACAAUAUGUUUCACAAAGCAUGGCGACCUCAGCAAAGCAGCUUUCAAGUUUGAGAUGCACAUUACUUUGCUAAUCAAACGAUCGUUCAAGCUGAUUGAGCUCUCCAUUGCGGAUGGCGAUGGGUUAUACAAACCAUUACGAAUUUUUCACCUUGAUGUUCUCUAUCCCCCCAAAGUAAAACUUUUCACAGUGGACGGCAGUGAAGUGGGUGAUGUAUAUCUCAUUAAUGAAGAUCAGAAGGUCACUGUUGUCUGCUCCUUCGACAAGGGAAAUCCUCCUACCAGCUUCCGUUUGUUGGACAGAAGAGGGAAGGAUCUAGAAAGUAUUGAAGAUGCAGACCACUUUAGCCACUCAUUUGCUGUUAAAUGUGAAGAUGAUUGGCCAAAGGUUCGGUGUGAAGGAGUGGGUUCGAAAUACAACAGAUCUGUAUCAUUUCUUUUUAGAUGUAAGGGCAUAAUAUUUCUUUAUAAUUAGAGGUGUCAUUUUUGUUUUCAUCAAUUUGAUGGCAAUGAGACAAAAAUUGGAAAAUUUUAGUUACUCUUUAUUGAAUUAUUCGCUCUAGAAAUAAUAUUUUCGCGUAAUUUGCAUAAGAAAACAGGUUGUGAAAGUAUUGGGAUAAUUAAAGCGAUAUAAACAUGUUUUGACUGUUUCAGGUCC
Messenger RNA from Pomacea canaliculata, 1352 nucleotides. RefSeq lists its product as uncharacterized. Lineage: Eukaryota; Metazoa; Mollusca; Gastropoda; Architaenioglossa; Ampullariidae. The transcript has 3 exons. The record is from RefSeq and is a predicted model, not a curated record. The coding region runs from base 402 to 1169 and encodes 255 amino acids.